AUGCUUACACACUACCGACAUACCGGCGCGGUCGACAUGCAAAAGCGCACACGACAAGAGCGUCGGUUUGAUGAGACAGAACACGACCUGCCCAACUUCUCGCCCUUCACAUCUGCGCAAAUCCCGACCGAUCGAGUCCUUCAGCUUUUUUCGUACUUGGGCAAGAAGAACCCUUUCCCUCGCUCUAUUACGAACGAAGACACCCUUUGGUUGCUCGAUAAUACUGCUUACCGUAAUGAAAGUACGGGAAAAUGGGAAGCAGAAUUUGUCUCAGCUGCCUUCUCUCAACAUUCGUCUUGCGCCGUUAUCGACGCCGUAAGUGCUAUCGCUGGGAAGCUCGAUUUGGAUGGUAAGGACCCGAAUUAUCCUACCAUCGAGGAGCGUAUUCGACCGUUCGUACAGGAUAUCAAGCCCGGUGCUCAGGCCAAGGCACUACAUGGAGGGAAGACACCGCUCAAGCUUGGUCCUGGUGGUAGAAACGGUAUUAGUAGCGACAUUAAGAGGCUUCCUGACAAUAAAGGUGGUAGCCUUAUUCCCACAUUUGCCGAGGUUCCCAAAGGCGCCAAUGGCAUACUAGAAAUGAAGACAUUCUACGCUGAUCCCGAGGGUUGGGGUGUAAUAUCCGAUAUAGACGACACGAUCAAGAUCACUCAGACAAGUGAUCCCAUUGGCAUUCUGCGGACGACUUUCCUUGAUACGCCUGAAGUAUGUCCCGGGAUGCCGGAACUAUAUCAGUUCAUACAAUCCCUUGUCCAAAAAUCCUCACCAUGGUUUUAUCUUUCCGCAUCGCCGUAUAACCUGUAUGGCUUCCUUCGCGAAUUCUGCGGAAAGAAUUAUCCGCAUGGCACUAUCAUUCUUCGUGAUGCUAGCUGGAUGAGUUUACCGGGGCUACUAACGACUCUAACUCUUGGUACAGAAGAUUAUAAGGUUGAUCGAAUGGAAAAGAUACACUCGUGGCUUCCGAAGAGGAAGAUGAUUUGCAUCGGUGAUUCGACCCAGUCUGAUCCUGAGGCUUAUGGUGAGAUCUAUCGGGCAUACCCCAGUUGGAUCAAGGUGAUACUCAUUCGUAAAGUUGAAGAUAUUGCGGCCAUCGGCAUAGAGGCCAAGAAUGAACCAGAAAGAUUCGAGAAGGCCUUCAAGGAUGUGCCUCGUAACGUCUGGCAUGUGUUCUCAGAUCCAGUUGAGUGCCGCAAAAUCAUUCAAGAUGCAGUGUUGAAGCCUUCCCCACGACACUUCCGUACUUGCUACUCUACUUACCCCUACAGCCCCAAUAUGUCUGCUCCUAAGCGGCAAAAGUCGUCAAAAGACGUGCCCUACGAGCUUAUAUAUUGGCCCGGCAUACCCGGUCGUGGAGAGCAUGUACGCCUAGCGCUUGAGGAAGGCGGGGCUACGUACACGGAUACAGCGCAGGUUGAGAAGGGAAUGGACAAAGUGACGGCGCAGAUCGACGAGGGUAAUGUAGGCGAUGAUCUCAACCCGCCACCUUUUGCGCCUCCCAUCCUCCGCCAUGGUGAUCUUCUCAUUUCUCAGACUUCCAACAUCUUGUUGUAUCUUGGGCCGCGGCUUGGACUAGUGCCAAGCGAAGACGAUGAGGAGCACCCAGAUGCGUUGUACAAGAUCAACGCGCUUGCUCUAACAGCCCUUGAUGGUCUGAGUAAUGAGGUUCACGAUUGUCACCAUCCUAUCGCUUCUGGGUUGUACUAUGAGGACCAGAAAGAGGAAGCGAAGCGAAAAAGCAAGGAUUUUGUGAAGACCCGUCUCCCCAAGUUUCUAAGCUAUUUUGAACGUGUGCUGCAGGGUAAGGCCAGCGGAGAAGGCCCGUGGUUGUACGGCGGCCAAUUGACCUAUGCCGACUUAGUGCUAUUCCAGUGUAUUGACGGCACCAAAUUUGCCUUCAGGAAGGCUAUGACAGCAGCCGAGAAGUCGGGCAAGUAUGCGCACGUAUUCAAACUGUAUGACGCUGUAAAGGAACGGCCCAGGAUUAGUGAAUACUUAGCUAGUAAAAGGAGACAAGACUAUUCGAUGGGCAUCUACCGAUACUAUGACGAAUUGGACUUUGGUCCUGAAGGUCGAGAUUGA
Messenger RNA from Daldinia decipiens, 2079 nucleotides. RefSeq lists its product as uncharacterized. The record is from RefSeq and is a predicted model, not a curated record. The coding region runs from base 1 to 2079 and encodes 692 amino acids. Gene Ontology annotation, molecular function: phosphatidate phosphatase activity. The transcript has 5 exons. NCBI's taxonomy places the organism in Eukaryota, Fungi, Ascomycota, Sordariomycetes, Xylariales, Hypoxylaceae. Gene Ontology annotation, cellular component: actin cortical patch.